Molecule: messenger RNA, 501 nt
Organism: Morchella sextelata
Lineage: Eukaryota; Fungi; Ascomycota; Pezizomycetes; Pezizales; Morchellaceae
Exons: 2
Coding region: 1-501 (166 amino acids)
Source: RefSeq, a predicted model, not a curated record
AUGCCGACCCCAAAGCCAAAUACACAGGCUGCCCCUUAUAGCUAUACAGCUAUAGGCAGAAUCAGGAAGAAGCCUUUGAAAUCCUCAGUCCCACUUCCAGUUCAAAAUCAAAACCCUUAUGAGAAAUGGAGGGAUAACUGUACAAAGUUCAAGGAAUGCCCAGCAUGUUUUAAAGACUUCAGUCACCGGCCUGAUUCUCAUAUAGCUGUUUGGCAACCUCUCCUCCAUUUUGCUACCAAAGAUCCAAAACAUCAAGAAGUUCAUGAUGCACUUAAGAAAAUAAGGGAUCAGAAGGCCUCGGUGGAGAAAAAAAAGCAUCAAGAGAGAAUUAGUUCUGCGGGAUGGAGAUCUAGGAAUACAGAGAAAGCUAAGCGAGCUUCAGCUAAAUUUGCAAUAAAGCUGAAAAUUGAGAGAAGUUUGAAGCGUUUGGGAGAGUUUUCGGAGGAAAAGUUAAACAAAUUGCUUGAGGAGAAAAUAGUAGAAUGGGAUUCAAAUAACUAA